CGUAGAGACCACGUCGGCUUGCUUGAUUUUGUCGACUCGAGACGCGCGCAUUGCCGACUUCAUUUGUUUAUUUCUGGUACCGGUCAAUUUUGUUUACAUUUUUGACAUUCGUGGCGGAAUGCUCUAGUUUAGGGGUGUUUAAUUGUUGUGAUCAAUAAAAGGGUGACUUAUUUAGUGGUGAAUAGUGGCGGCAAAAUGAAUGUCAAAUAUAAGAAAUGUUUUCAAACUCUGUGUUGUGCAGUUCUUUUUGCUUAUAGUGUACUUUUGGUUUACCAGACUUUUAGCAGUGGAAAUAAUAGGAUAUCGACCAACGAACAAUCUGAAUCGAAACCGUUUUACCUCGACCGGAACCUCGCCGAAGACCGAUCUCAAACCGAUUACGAACCCCCUCAAGAAUACGUCGGUGAAAUUGUGACCGCCACUGCCAAGCCGCCGUCCACGACAUUGGAGGACGUUUUUAUUAGCGUAAAAACUACGAAAACCUACCAUAAUAAGAGGUUACCCAUCAUAUUGAAGACCUGGUUUCAGCUGGCCAGAAAACAGACAUGGUUUUUUACUGACACAGAUGAUCUGGCCUUUCAGAUGAAGACAAACGGCCAUAUGAUCAACACCAAUUGCUCCGCUUCUCACAGCAGGAAAGCGCUUUGCUGCAAGAUGUCCGUGGAGUUCGACACUUUCCUGAAGACAGAUAAAAAAUGGUUCUGUCAUUUCGAUGACGACAACUACGUUAAUGUGCCGAGACUAGUCCGAUUUCUGGGGGAUUACAACCCCAGAGAUGAAUGGUAUUUGGGGAAACCCAGCAUCCAGGCUCCACUCGAAAUAGUCAAGAAGGAGAAAAAAGUUGUGAAAAAAAUUAAAUUUUGGUUCGCCACAGGUGGGGCUGGAUUCUGCUUGAGCAGGGCGUUGGCUGCCAAGAUGAUGCCGUUCGCUAGUGAGGGAAGGUUUAUCAGCACGGGUGAGAGAAUACGCCUACCAGACGAUGUCACCAUGGGAUAUAUAAUUGAACACCUGUUGAAACAGCCGCUGACUGUCGUAGACCAGUUCCAUUCGCAUUUGGAACCGAUGAAAUUCAUCAGGAAGGAUAUGAUUGAAGAUCAGAUUUCCUUCAGUUAUGCAAAGGCGAAAGAUGAGUGGAAUGUAGUCAAAAUUGAUGGUUUCAGUGAAAGUGAAGAUCAAUAUAGGUUUUUGUCCCUUCAUUGUUUUUUAUUCCCGUACUUCAGCUUUUGUCCAAGGCGGAGGUAGAAAAAAGAAGUUAAUAAUAUAUAAGGACGCGGCUAAAUUGUAAGAAUUUUGGUCAGUUAUAAUGAAAAGACCUAUCAUUAGAUGGCAUUGUGAUUACAUUCUAUUAGAACGAUGUUUUGUCUGGUUAUAAAAAUCAUCUCACCGUAUAAGGUGAUACGAAUGAUUUGAAAAGAUGUUUUGGAGAUGAAAACUUAAUUGAUUGACAAUUAAUAUGUAGGUGAUUGAUAUUUACAAGAAAACCAGAGGCUUGGUUUCUGACUGCUUGUUGUUAAACCGCUGAGGUUAUAAUAAAAUAAUACAGACAUUUUUAAUAAAAACACAACAAGCAAAGAAGAGAGUCCGAUACAUAAAAACAACGAAGAAAAAACAACGAAUAAAUAGGUUAGGGAACAAAAGAUACCUAAGUAAAGAAGUUCAGUAAAUGAAAGUAAUAUAUAUGUAUAAAAUAAGCUACACAGAGAUAUAUGUGUUAAAAGUUAUAGAGCAGGGCUUCCCAAACUUAUUCGUACUGCGACGCCCUUGGGAUUUUGCUAUUUUUUUGCGACGCCCCUCAACCCGACCCCCAAUAAUAGUUACAAAUUUUAGUACUAGCCUAGUAACAGGUUAUAGUUAAGUACAACAAAAACACUAUUUGAACAUUUAUAAUUUUUAUUAGAAAUUGAGAACGAAAUCAAAAAUGGGCACAAAAAUAAAAUGGGGUAUUUAUUUAUGUACCUAACUGGCUGGUUAAUGUGAGGGAUGUGGUUGCUUUUUUGAGCACAGCUUAUGGAACCGGCGCUUCAGUUUGGAAAUUGCCAAUCUCAUUUCUUUUUCUACGUUUAUGUUUGACCUGUACUUGUUUUUAAUUACUACUGCAACUUCACAAAAGCCCGUUUCGCACAGGUACGAAGUCGCAAAUGAUAAUAAAAUCUUUAAUGCAGAAGUACUGAUGGCAUGAUAUUCAUGAAAAACUGAGCCCCAAAAGCUUUAGGCUAGAAUCACAGGACAAUUCUGUCAGUUGUUCUUCUUCCUCUGUUGAAAGUGUCGAUUGUGUGGAUGACUGUAAAUGGUUUCCGACCCAGUCAUAUUGCUCCAGAUCUUCGGGAAAAUGUUUCUCAAAGUGUUCGCUCAAUGAUGACAUGUGUUGCGUAAACAUAUUUUUUAAAGAGGGAUCGAGGAUUUCUAUCGAUUUUUCUUGUAGAAUACCUUGUAAAGCAGGGAAACAGUCAAUUUAUUGAUAUUCUAAUUUUCUCUUCCAUAAGAGCAACUUUUUCUAAAACCCAGUAAUUUUAUCUGCCAAUUGUAGGAUAUGAGUAUUGUUUCCAUGCAAAGACUUAUUAAGAUCAUUUAAUUUCUUAAAUAUGUCCAGAGGUAUGCUAAUAUAUACUUUGAAUUAAUAAAGUCUUGCUCAAUAUUAUGCGAUUUUGUAUGUAGAUACGUGUAAAAUUAAUUUCUUAAUUCGUAUACAUGCGCGACUACGUUGCCUUUGGACAGCUAACGAAAAUUGUAUUAGUAAAUUAAAGGCAUUUCUUCACAAAGUUCUUGAAUAGUCUUGAUUUCACGGAUCGUGUGUAGUUCACCACUUUAAUAAUGCUAUCCAUCACAACACUUAAUUCAGGUGUAAUUUCUUUGCUACUAAGGCCUCUUUAUGUAUGAAAAAUGUGUCCAUUUUACACUUGGAGCCUUGGUUUUGAUGAGAGCUUGUAGUCCUCCAUAGGAUCCAGGCAUCGCUCGGGCACCAUCCGUACACACGCCUACACAGUUAUCCCAGUUAAGCAAGAAUCAUAUUAUCAUGCCCGCACCAUUCCGGCACGUAGUGUAGUGUCCGAAGAACCUGAUUUUACAAAGAGUUGUCUGAUACUAUACGCUGCGGACAGUAUGAAUUGUUCAUAUUUGAAACCAUUAAAAUCAAUAUAUUUCGGAAACGAAACACUACGUGCUGGAACGUAUAAUAUGAUUCUUGCUUUAAUAUUAUUUUCAGUCACAUAUCAGUUUGAAAUAUCGAAUAAAAGUCAGCGCUGACACGCGACGCCCCUGGAACAAAGCCGCGACGCCUUGGGGCGUCGCGACGCACAGUUUGGGAAGCCCUGUUAUAGAGGAAGAGUAUAGAAAGUUAGUGCCAAUUAUCUUUUAGAGAGCUUUUAUGGAUAAAGCGUUUUAAAUAUUUCAUCCACUGAACACAUACCUAUUUAAAUGCUGAUGAUAGGGUUGCUUAAAUGACUUCAUGAUUGUGAAAAUAAAUGUAUUUAUAUUAAAAGAACUUUGCACACAUUGUUCUCUCUAUACUGUUUGGUACAAAUGACUAAAAGAACAAAAUUCUUACAAUUUAAUUGCUGAUCAGUAUCUGUGAUGUUGUAAAUAUACUUCAAAUUUUUAUAUACCAUGUUAAAAUUAAAAAUAAUGUAGGUAUGUACCUACAAUGUGAAUGUGUAAUAUUUAAUAAGGCUAGUCUUUUACCGCUUUCUGCUAUAUUAUAAAUAUGUAUCAUUUAACUAAAUUUUUCUUUUCCGUAUUUCACUAAGCAAAGAAACAAAUAUAUUUUUUAAUUUCACACUAUAGCUAAAAUGUUUAGAACUUUAUAUUUUAUUAAUUAAAUGACCAAAACACAAAAAUCAAUUGUGCAUGGCUGCUGUAUUUCAGGAAUAAAAGUCACUUUCCAUGAUGUAGAUGGUGAAGAUGUAGAUAAAAAUGGUAAAACUGAGAGGUUAGUAGGUGCAUAGGUCUCUUCAGCCAGAAUCUUUUAGCAAUGAUCUAGCACUAACAUUGCAGCCUCAUUUAAGUGUAUACGGUGGAUAGUGUUUUGGUUAUCUAAUUUUUAUUAAACGUCUAAUGUCAGUCAAUCUAUUGGAGGAGUCAGUCUAGUGCUGACUAUUUUUGUGAUACUCUGAGUAUGUUACAUAAAUUGUAGAAUAUAAAAUAAGGAGUACAAGCAGUUACACUAAGUUUUAAUUUCAAAUUAAUCAGAAACGUAACAGUUCUUUGUACCCUUUAAUAUUUAAGAUUUGACAGUUAGUCCAAGUAAUGAAGCUUAAAAUAGAACAAAACCUCGCAAUUGUUACAGAAUGGAUCGAUUUGCUUGAAAAUUUGAGAAUAAGUAGUGGAUAGUCCAAGGAUCAUAAUCUAGAUGAUGCCAAAAGGCGCUUUUUCCAUGGGGGUGGUUGCCACCCCAUCUGGGGGGUGGAAAUUUUUUAUUAUAUUUUGACCACAAAAGUUGGUAAAAACAUUCAUUUUAAGUAAAAAACGUUCUAUAUAUUUUUGUGAUAAAAUUAAUAUUUUUCGAUUUAUUCGCUAUCGAAAGUGUUAGUUUUGUAUCGAAAAAAUCAAUGUUUUUAAUAAGUUUUCUGCUAAUAACUCCAGAAUUUUUCGUUUUAUCAAAACAACUUUACCUAACAAAAAUGUACCUUUUGAAAAAAUAAACAAAAUCGUAUUUCUAAAUUUUCUUUUAGACCAAUAGCAAUCGAGCUAUACUUCAUUAUAUGCUAGCUCUUCUUCGUCAAAUACUAAAUAUUGUAGUUUCAAAGUCGAAAGACGGGAAAACUAUGCAUUUUUCGAGGAUAACUUGUUUAAACUAAUUUAAAGUAUUUAAAAAUAUAUAUCUCCAGAAAUAGAAAAAAGUCUCUAACUCAAAAAUUAAGUGACUUAUAAUGAAAAGAAUGUCAGUCCCUAUUUUUUUAGCGAAAAACUGAUCGGAAGCAACCGCUCUAAUCACCACCCUAAUUAAAAUUAAUCAUUGACCUUAUUUGGUCUUCUUUAUUUAUGUAUUAUUAAUAGGUUCUAGAAGUUUAACAGGCCUAGAAUGAUUGUUUUUUAAAAAAAUGGAGUUAAAAGCGAAUAACGAAUUUGUGUAGUUUGAAAAAAAUGGCUUUUUCUUCAGAAUAGAAAGAUUAGCAUCAGAGAUACGAAAAAAUGUUUAAUAAUGAAAUUGUGGCUUAUUUAAUUCUCAAGAGCCCGGUUUGCAAAAAUUUUUUAUGCGGCAAAAAUUCAGUGAACUAUUGACAAUUAAAACUUGUAAUAACAUGCAAAAACCAUCUUUACCAACCCUUUCAAAGUCACCUCUUUUUGCGACUGAGGAUUUUUACAAGAUUUAAUAAUAAUAUGCUUAUAGAUCUUGUAAAAACCUAAAAAAUUCUUUUUUACCAAACUUUCUAAGAUAAAAAAUAAAAAAGUUACGGUUCAAAAAUCAAUACAUUUUUUUGAAAAAAAAAAGGAGAAAUCAAACUGGAAGCAUAAUAAUGUAAGAUAGCGGUGUUUUUAGUCAUUGGCCUUAUUGAUUUUUCUUUAUUUAUGUAUUAUUAAUAUAUUCUAGAAGUUUGAGUGGCUUAAAAUAAUAAGUUUUUAAAAAACUAGAGUUAAAAGCGAAUAACGAAUUUUUGUAGUUUGGUAAAAAAUGCCAUUUUCUUCAGAAUAAAAAGAUUAGCAUCAGAGAUACGAAAAAAUGUUUAAUAAUGAAAUUGUAGGUUAUUUAAUUCCCAAGAACUUGGUUUGAAAAAAUUUUUUCUACGGCAAAAAUUGAGUGAAUCGUAAAUGAGUACAAUUGGUAAAACAUUGAUUUUUUCGAUAUAAAACUAACACUUUCGAUAGCGAAUAAAUCGAAAACUAUUAAUUUUAUCAAAAAAAUGUAUAGAACAUUUUUUGCUUAGAAUGAACGUUUUUAUCAACUUUUGUGGUCAAAAUAUAAUAAAAAAUUUCCACCCCCGAGAUGGGGUGGCAACCACCCCCAUGGCAAAAGCGCCUUUUGGCAUCAUAUACAUUUUGAUCCUUGGACUAUUCACUACUUAUUCUCAAAUUUUCAAGCAAAUCGAUUCAUUCUGUAAAAAUUGCGAGGUGAAAAGCUUCGGUUCCUGGAUUAAGUUAAUUAGCAUUCAUAAUAGCAAAAUUACUAUACAAAAAUUAAGCAUAUAUCAUUUUCUAAUUAUAAUUACUAAGUUUAAAACCACUUUAAACCACUUAUUGAAAAUUUUUCUGAAGGUAAUACAUGGUCGUAUCUACAAUAAAUGCAAGGAAUACCUGGAUGACACACAGUUUGGUUUCCGUAACGGGUUUGGAACGAGAGAGGCAUUGCUUGGAAUUAACGUACUUGCUCAAAGAUGUCGAGAUAUAUCUGUAGACAUAUACUGUGUUUUAUUGACUUCCAAAAGGCAUUUGAUCGUGUUAAGCACUCUAUAUUGAUCAAAGCUCUAAAAGACAUUGGCUUGGAUGGCAGAGAUGUUCGAAUAAUUGCAAAUUUAUAUUGGAAUCAAACAACAUCAGUUUUAGUAGAUGGUGUGGAAUCACAGGCUCUUAAUAUUAAAAGAGGAGUAUGGCAGGGAUGCCUCUUGUCACUCCUGCUUUUCAACGUUUACUCCGAAAGAAUUUUCAGAAAAGCACUUUCUGAAAAACAAGAAGGAAUACUUGUGAACGGUGAAGUCAUCAAUAAUUUGCGAUAUGCGGACGAUACAGUACUCCUAGCUUCUAGUCAAGAAGAUCUGCAAACACCACUUGAUAGUGUCGUUGAGAGUUGCAGGGAGACAGGUCUGGAUCUGAACAUACGGAAAACCAAAAUACUCAUAAUAAGAAAACAGCAGCAUAUAAAACCGUCUAUAUAUGUAAAUAAUACCAAACUUGAGCAAGUUGAUAAAAUCGUUUACCUUGGACAGCAAUUAAAUUGUAACGCAGAAAGUCACGGCGAAAUUAGAUCUAGGAUAGAGCAGGCUAGAGCCGCUUUUAGAAGGAUAUCCAAGGUGUUAUGUAACAGAGACCUAAAAUUGGCAUUGAGGAUCCGCCUACUUCGCUGCUACGUGUUCUCGGUCUUACUUUAUGGUGUCGAGUCCUGGACUGUGAAUAAAAUCGAUCUAAAUCGCCUUGAGGCUUUCGAAAUGUGGUGCUAUAAAAUAAUUUUAAAGGUUUCCUGGGUGGAGAAGAUUCGAAACUCCACAAUACUAGAACGUCUCAGCAAGACUACUGAGAUCAUAAAAAGCAUCAAGCAGAGAAAGCUGGAGUAUUUCGGACAUGUAAUGAGAGGUCCCAAAUAUAGGUUGCUACAAAAUAUCAUGCAAGGAAAAAUAGCAGGCAAACGCAGUCCAGGACGAAGAAGAACCUCAUGGUUGAAGAACUUGCGAGAUUGGUAUGGUGUUGAUACAAGCAGGCUAUUUAGGGUGGCAGUGAAUAAAAUUAAGAUAGCUAUGAUGGUAACCAACGUUCUGAAAGGACAUGGUACAUGAAGAAGAAGAAGUUUAAAAGAUACAAGCCAAUUCACCUCGUUUAUAAAUCGUUUGACAAAACUGAAAUCAGAUUCUGAUAAUCAGUCUUCAUCAAAUCAGUGUUCUCUUUUUCUUUUUCUGCUUUCCCAAUGCUAAAGUCUACCGCUUGUAUCUAGGUUGUUUGUCUUGGUUCCCAUUCCUCCCCUAUGUUCCCCAUCGUGAUUCUUCCCAAUCUCUUGUUUAUUUCUUCUCUUAUUCUUUUUGCUGCCUCUUCAUCUUGGAGCUGCUCUACUUGGUAUUGUUUCCGUUUCUUGGGUGUUUGGGAAUUUCUUGCUUUAGUUUCUUGCUUGAGUUAAAUUUAAAUCUGUCAUUUUUUUGAGUUUUUGACGUCGUCGCUAGUAAAAAAUUAAUAUAAGAAAUAAAAGGAAAAUGCAAUGACUUUUUAUUAUUUUUUUAUUUAAUUUUUCAAUACGAUGUGCAGUAUUGCACAGCAUUAAUUAUUACUAUGUCAGUUUUUCAAAAUUGGAUUUUUAGUUUUUUAGAUUUGAUAAAUAUAAUAUAUACUCUUUAACGGAAAAAACUGUCAAAUCUUCAAACAUGGAUAUAUACAUGUGUGUCCAUAUAGUGCUGUCGCCAGGGGGGUACAACGGCCUCCUUUAUUCAGAUGGACUUACCCAAGUUUUCUUUUAUGCAUUUUUACCCGUAGAACAAGAAUUUUUUGGGUAACAGUUGAUCCGGAUGUCGAUAAGAUUGUUAUUAUAGACAAAGUACUUGAGAAAUUAGAUAACAGCGAUAUUUUUUAAACUAAACAUUUUUUCGUAUUUUUUUUGUCAUUCUAAGCAAAAAAUGUUCUUACAAGUUUUUUGUAGGAUGCAUAGUUUUCGAGAUAAUCGCGGUUGAACUUGCAAAAAAUCGAAAAAUUGCAAUUUUUGAACCCGAAUAACUUUUGAUUAAAAAAAUAAAAUAUCAAUUCUGCUUACCGCAUUUGAAAGUUCUAGCCGAAUCAUACCGGUUUUGAUCAUUUGCAUUGCUAAAAAUAAAAAAAUUUUAUUGUCAAACAAAGCUAUAAACAAAUAUUGUUUUAAUGUGAUACAUUAUACAUUAUACAUUAAUACCUUGUGAAUGCGAACAAUUUUAUUUAGGUGAAACAUCAAGACCAUUAAACGUUAGAAUAAGUGAACAUCAGUCUUAUAUUAAAAAUAGAGAAUUUGAUAGAUCUCAAAUAUGUCAACACGCAUGGGAUAAUGAACAUAGAGUUCAGUGGAGAGAUUCAAGUAUAGUCCUGAAAGAAUCAGAUAGUAAAAAGAGAAAAAUCAAAGAAGCGGCUCUAAUUAUGCUAAAUGAAACCAAUUGUGUCGCAAAUUCCUCGGUAGAAUGCAGUAGGAUGUGGUUACCCAUACUGAAAGAGGAAGUCAAUAGAAAGAAAAUACCAGGAUUAGUAAGUCAAUAACAUAUCGAGUUAGUACAAAUUUUAUAUUUUAGUAUUACUCAUUGUAGAUCUAUUUAUUAAUAUUAUUUAUAAUUUAAACAUAUUAAAGUCAGAAUUUGGUAUUAGUUUUUUAAAAGUAAAUUAAAUGUAAGACCAAAUACUUACGAUGUCGGGAUAGUAUCACCAGGUUUUUUCCUGGUUUUCCCUCGUGAUUUACUAUGGAAUCUCUAACGCGAGAAUUUUACUGUCAUCGUUGCAUUUGUUUGUCUUUUGAAAGACAGAUCACAUGCUAUGAUUUUUUUGUGACGGAUAUUCUUGAGUUGGGAUUGAUUUCAUGUAAUCGAAUGAACUAUCUUUUAGUAAAGUCGUCCCAGGAACGCAACUCAUAAAUAUUGGCGAUAUCAUUUUAAAGUUUUCUACUUUAAAAUGUAUAAUAUACGUCUGAAUUGCCAAUAUAAAUGAGUCGGAUUAAAUAAAUUAUUAGAAGAAUCUUUUUACUUAGCAACAACAUUUUUGUUUAUUUUAAUAGUAUUUUGUAUUUUGACAACGAAACCCGAUUUGGGCUUCGAAACGUUUAAAAAAUUAUUUUUUCAAUUUAAUUGUGGCUUAUUUCCAACUAAAUAGUUAAUCAUAAAAAUGCCACAAGGAAAUAGCUUCAGAACAACAUUGUUUUAAUGCGUUUUAACGCAUGCUACGUAGAAAUUGCCUGUUUGUAGGUUCGCCUACUCGUUCGAUUUUAAAUGGAGUUGCAUUGAAAACAUCACUCUAGCACUAUGUGUUUAUAGCUUUGUUUAACAAUAAAAAAAUUAAUUUUUAGCAAUGCAAAUGAUUAAAACCGGUAUAAUUUGGCGUGAACUUUCAAAUGCGGUAAGCAGAAGUGCUAUUUUAAUUUUUGAUCAAAAGUUAUUCGGUUUCAAAAAUUGCAAUUUUUCGAUUUUUUGAAAGUUCAACCGCGUUUAUAUCGAAAACUAUGCCUCCUAAGAAAAAGCUUGUAAGAACAUUGCUUAGAAUGAUCCAAAGAAUACAGAAAAAAUGUUUUGUUUUGCGAGAAAUCGCUGUUAUGUAAUUUCUCAAGUUCUUUGUUUAUAACAAUCUUAUCGACAUCCGGAUCAACUGUUACCCAAAAAAAUCGUGUUCUACGGGUCAAAAUACAUAAAACAAACUUAAGUAAGUCCAUCUGAAUAAAGGAGGCCGGUGUACCCCCCUGGCGACAGGACUAAUAUGAGAUCUUGCUUAAUCAAAACAUAGAUGCAAUGUUCUUUUCUGUAGGUGCAAUGUUUAUAGAAUUCUUAUAACACGAUGCAAUUGCUCAAACAGUGCAUAUAUGUUAAUUUAUAAUGAUAUUUUAUAAUUAUGUAAAAAUUGUAUUAAAUAUUGUAUUUUUAUAAUUUGUUUGUAAAUAAAUUUUUGUUAUAAA
Diabrotica virgifera virgifera (western corn rootworm) is the source of this 10246-nucleotide messenger RNA. RefSeq names its product fringe glycosyltransferase. The record is from RefSeq and is a predicted model, not a curated record. Gene Ontology annotation, cellular component: membrane. Bases 196 to 1242 code for a protein of 348 amino acids. Gene Ontology annotation, molecular function: O-fucosylpeptide 3-beta-N-acetylglucosaminyltransferase activity. Gene Ontology annotation, biological process: regulation of Notch signaling pathway. Lineage: Eukaryota; Metazoa; Arthropoda; Insecta; Coleoptera; Chrysomelidae. The transcript is spliced from 10 exons.